CGUGCUGACAACACGCACAGUAUCGUCUGCAGCAUCAGCCUUGAUCAAGUUUCAAGCAGCUCUUCGCCGAUCAGCACGCCGUCACGCUCUUCCAGGCCAUAACACUUCCACCGCGCGCUACAACAAUCUUUAACUUGUUUCAAGUUUACGAAGUGCAAUGUAAGUUUGCCUAGUCACCCUGACCGACGUUGGAGGUGCACCCCUCACCGGAGCUCGCGGCUGACCAGUGUUUACCGGACGCUUCCUUGCCCCUCCCUCCGCUAGCGGCGGCUCAGCUCGUGCAAUAACGCGAUUGAACACAGCGAGUGCCAGCCCCUUUAAUUGAACGUCCGAGCAUGCGCACACUACAACUGACUAAAAAUACUAGCAUCUGUCGGUCGCUAUACUUUCCCACACCAUAAGGUAGUCGAAACACUUUUUGUACAAGUUUCCGACACUGGCUAACUCUCUGAGGGGAUGUCAUUUUGCAUUCUUUUCAGCAGCGGUGAAUUGUUUUUGCCGCUUUGUGAAGAUGGGUGAAAAGUGAUAUUUGAAACGAGUUUCAGGGUAGGAAUGUUUGCGAGCACAAGCGUGGGGCCAACUUGUGUACUGUCUCAAGGGCUGGAACAGGUAUGCUUUGGAAAGCAUAGUAAAGUGGAACGUCUACAACGACUACUGCAGACUUGGCCUUUAAACUAUGUUUUAUCUCCACUGUUGCACUGUCGUGGUCGUCGUCGUUGUCGUGAUGCAAGUGUGUUCGGGGUCGGGAGUGUUCGAACUGGGUAUCCUCUCUGUCAACAAUCCCAGGGGGGAGCUCGCCAGCGGGGUGUGUUGUUCGGGGGGUAGGGGGAGAGAUGGUGUGUGCAGCACCCCUUGCAAGACCCAGUUCAGAGCCUGUCUCAAGGAAUACCAAUCCCGGGUGACCCCCGAUGGGACAUGUACGUUCGGGAAUGUGUCCAGCCUUGUCCACCACGGAAAUUCCUUCACCCUCCCGGAAGGUACAGGCAAUACUCUGGAAUUACCCUUUAACUUCGCUUGGACCAGAUCAUACACAUUGAUAGUGGAGGCAUGGAACGUUGAACGAGAUAACGGGGCCUCUCUCAUUGAACGCGCAUCUCACAAGGGGAUCAUUCUCCCGGGCCAGGCCUGGCACACCAUCACCCACAACGGCGCCACUGCACGACUCACCUUCCGCAUCCGGGUCGUGUGCGACACCCACUACUACAACACCACGUGCACCAAAUUCUGUAGGCCCCACAACGACAUGUUCGGACAUUACAAGUGCGACUCUAACGGAGACAAAAACUGCAUGACUGGAUGGAUGGGACAGGAAUGUGAAACAGCUAUCUGCAUACCCGGAUGUCACGCAGUCCACGGUUCUUGCGAGAGACCGGGAGAAUGCAGGUGCGCCUACGGCUGGCAAGGCGAUCUCUGUGAUCAGUGUAUACCCUACCCGGGGUGUAAGCACGGUUCUUGUAACGGGUCUCCAUGGCAAUGCGUGUGUCAUCUCAACUGGGGAGGCAUUCUGUGUAACAAAGAUCUCAACUUCUGUGGCCGCCAUCAUCCUUGUCGCAAUGGCGGCCUCUGUCGGAACAUCAACCCUGAUGAGUACGCGUGUACCUGUCCCAAAGGAUUCUCAGGGAGGAAUUGUGAAAUAGCUGACCAUGCAUGCACAUCGUCACCAUGUGUGAACGGGGGCAAGUGUGUGGAGAUACACACCGGAUUUGUCUGCAACUGUCCCCCCGGCUGGACCGGCACCAAGUGUGACAUCAAUGUUAACGAGUGUGAAUCCAACCCCUGUCUCCACAACGGUACCUGUGUCGACCAAGACAACAGCUACGAGUGCGAGUGCCCCGAGGGCUGGCAAGGCCCCCACUGUCAGCUGGAUGCUGACGAGUGUAGCGGCAGUCCCUGUGUCAACGCAUACGCAUGUCACAACCUGGUUGGAGGCUACACGUGUGAUUGCCAGCCAGGCUGGACAGGGAAGAGAUGCGAUCAAAAUGUGGAUGAUUGUGCUGCUGUCCAGUGUCUAAAUGGUGCAUCCUGUGUGGACUUGGUGAAUGGCCACUACUGUGCGUGUAUCCCAGGAUACACUGGGGCUCGGUGCCAGAUUGAGAUCAACGAGUGUGCGAGUAACCCCUGUCAGAAUGGUGCUACAUGUCGCAACCAGCUGGCUGCCUACUCCUGCGACUGCCAUGAUGGCUACACAGGGGUCAACUGUGAGAUUGACAUGGACCCCUGCAACCCCAACCCCUGCAAGCACGGGUCCAGCUGUUUCAACAUACAGGGCGACUUCUACUGCCACUGUCGGGACGGGUUUGACGGCAAGGACUGCUCCCAGAUGCGAUCUACAUGUGCAGAACAGUCCUGUGAAGUGAUCGACAGUUGCACCAUCUCCAUCCCCUCCAAUGAGUCGGUGGGCGGGUUCCGCCUCAUCUCGUCCAGCGUCUGUGGCCAUCACGGCAUCUGCAUCAGCCAACCCAGCGGACGCUUCUCAUGUGCGUGUGAGACGGGGUACACGGGAACCUACUGCCACGAGAAUAUAGAUGAUUGUGCCAGCAACCCAUGUCAGAACAACGGCACCUGCAUUGACGGCGUCAACUCCUACCAGUGCAUCUGCAUGGAUGGCUGGGAGGGUGCCCUCUGCAACAUCAACCGCAAUGACUGCGAGACCAACCCUUGUCGUAAUGGUGGAUCCUGUGUGGAUGACUUCGGCCAGUUUGUGUGCCAGUGUGUCAACGGAUGGAAGGGGAAGACAUGUACUCUCACUGACAGCCACUGUGACGACACCACCUGCUCCAACGGAGGAAGCUGCGCAGACGUGGGGAACACGUUUGCCUGUGACUGUCAAGAAGGCUGGGUGGGGAACACCUGUCAGAGACCGGCAGUUUACAGCUGCGACUCUUCCCCUUGCCGCCACGCCGGCACCUGUGUCAACAGCGGUGACAGCUUCACCUGCAUCUGCCGUGAUGGCUACGAGGGGCAGACCUGUGAGAAAAACAUCAACGACUGCAACCCGUUUCCAUGCUACAAUGGAGGCACAUGUAUUGACGACGUCAACUGGUGCGAAUGCAGGUGUCGGUGUGCCAAAGGGAUUCUCCGCCCAACUGACUGUGUCGGUGUCAAUAUCAACGAGUGUGCCUCUAGUCCCUGCACGUACGGCAGCACCUGUAUUGAUGGUAUCGGAGAGUUCACCUGUAUUUGUCCCCCUGGGAGGACUGGAGACAGGUGUCAGACAGUGAUUGGUCAGAUUGCCUCCCCCAACUCGUGUGUCCACCACAGGCGUAUUUACGAAGACGGCAGCCAAUGGGAGCACCAGUGUAACUCCUGUAUCUGUGACAACGGCAAGGUCACCUGUAGCAAGAUCUGGUGUGGUCCACGGAACUGCCUGCCUCACCCGAACAUCUCGGAGCCCGUGGUCCACUGCAUGAAUGAUGAGACCUGCGUGGUGCAGACCAAGGAGAUCUGCUUCACCCCUCCCUGUCUGCCCUGGGGGCAGUGCAAGAAGGUGGACCACAUCAAGGACCCCGUUCCCCAGGGGCUGGAGACGGCCUGCACCCCCAACUCUGCCAAUCUUGGCAACAACUGCGCCAAGAUCACACUUGUCUUUGACAAAUCAAAAAUGCCCAUGGGUGUGUCUGUUGAGACAAUCUGCAACACUCUUCGUCAGCUUCCUGUGCUGAGGAAACUAGCCAAUCACGACGCUCUGUUCAUUAUGUGCGGGAUCAAGGAGGGUCAAGUUGACACAGUCGAGGUCACACUGUCAACAAAUGUGGCCAGUGGCGAGAUGGACCCCAGAUUGAUCCACACGGCCAUUGACCGUGGUAGGACUCUUGCUGAUCUGGAUGUGGUCAGUCACAAGCAGAGCAACAGCAGCGCCCUCUCGGCGGUCAGGGAGAUCCGAGUGGAGACAACCAUUGUUGACAGAGGAACAAGACCCAGCUACUUGAUUCCUUUGGUGUGUUCUAUCAUGGGCAUCAUUGGUGUCACCAGCAUCAUCAUGCUCGUCAUCUGGCAUCAUCGGCGGCAACGUGCUCGGCGAAAGCGACUGGAGAGUUACACGAACUACCAAAAGACUAAUAAUGAAAAUGAGCAAAAUAUCCGAAGGUACCGGAAUCCAUUGUUUGGCACAGACAAGGGUGGUGGAACAUCAAAAAACAUCUCGGCAACAGAGUUGCGAGAUAUUGAUUUAGAAAAAUAUGAAAAAAGUCCACGGAGGGAUCCGACCCAGACUGAUUCGUCGACAGACUUUAAUGACUUCCGAGAAAACACCCCUCCUCCGAAAACCUCUCACAAGAAGGAUAUCAACAUCGAGAUCGACAUCUCAAGGACUCUAGCCAGUGACAGAGAGGUGAUAGUGUAGGUUUCCCCAGUCAGGAUUCGGUGCAUUUCAUCGUCAUAGUGUUCAACAUUUCAUGGUCCAUUUUUCUCACGUUCAUCACUCCACAGUAUUCAUGCUCAUUUCAUCGUAGACAAAGCCUAGAGCACUGUUUUGCCAAAGACGUUGGAGGAUUCUAGAUUUCAGUGUGCUUUGUGUUGGAAUAUGGUUCCGUGUUUUUACUUUCGUACUUCUAAUUCAAAUGUUCAAUCAACAUCAGAGAGACAGGGAUCUCAACCAUGAUCAUGUGACCACAGGACAACCAAUCACAAUAUAUUUAUAGGUCACAUGACAUGAAUCAGCCAAUUAUUACUGAGCACAUCAGUGGAUGUGUGUCUCCAGGCAGCAGACAUUUGCUUCUACAUUCAUCAUAAUCUCCUUAUAUGGAAUUAUAUCCUUAUAUGGAAGUUCAACGAGUGAGAUGUUCUUGUGCCACCAUAUUUCUGAUGUAAACAAUAAGAUAUUAGGAAGGAAUUCUUGGAACAAGUUGAACAGACGUCCUAUCCUCAAUACCUUGAAGAUGUUAAAAUGGCUUUUGAAUGCCGGUGAUUUGAAAUGGCAUUAUUUGAAGAUUGAUAGAAUCUUUUCUUGUUACUGUGAAAUGUUAAGUACUUCAUUUCUACUGAAUUUAAGUUUAUUUGCUUCAGCAACUUAACAUCAGGAAGAUGGAACAGAUUUUUUGUAACGUUUUUGUGGGAUAAAAUGUUAUGGUUUUCGAACAGUUUUUUAAACGAAUGUUUUGUUUUGCGUUUGCACUGCAUGAGAAAAUUAUAAAUAACUGUUUCCAAGAUAUUGGUUGGUAUGUGGAGUUAUAAAUGAAAUAAUUAAAUGGUAUGUAUACUUAUUUUCCCUAUUUACCAGCAGAUAUUGACAAUGUUAUAUGUUUAAAUCAACCAUCAGUAUAGCAUUACAGUUAGUAUGGUAUUUUCCAGAGAAUGGGUGUUUGUCAUUGUUGUUACUGUUGUUUUAGGAAUAAUAUUUGAUUUUUUUUUACCUUUUUAAUAUACAAGUUUAUAAUAUUCAUGAAAUGAACCAUAAAAACAUUUUGGUUUAUGAAAUAAUUCAGGUUUUGAAUUUUAGCUAAAGAUGUAAAUUGUUAAGCCUGAAAGUUUUUGUAAGUUUUAAUUAUAUAUUUAUUAUUGUUCCAUGUUCUGUUUAAGUGAUGUAUGUUAAUUAAAUACACAUAUUUUCUGUAAUUGUGAUGACCGGUAAAGCAUUUCUGAGCUACAUUGAUAUAUUUAUUUACAAGCGAUAUAUGUAUAUACAGAUACUUAGAUGAGUGGUAAGGGCUUCAUCUAACAGAUUGAAAGUUGGGCCUUGGUAUCUUGAAGACUAGAUAAAGUCCAUGAUUCCAGAAGCUGUCUACUUCCUAAGGCAAGACUUAAUUUGUUUUAAGGUUAACAGAUUUUGUUUGUGAGACUGAAAAAAUAAUGCCUUUAAAUUCUGCAAGGUUCUUUCAUAUAAAAUAUUUAUGUUCCUUGCAUUUUGUCUAUUGCCACAGUGUUUUUUACCUUUACAUAAGAAAUCAUUCUGAAUUUCUUAUAUAAUUAUUUGUUUAAGGUUGGCAGUUCUGUAAUAAAAAGCAAAGGCCUUAGGAAGUUAUGAUUCUGUAAAUGUUGGUAAAUGAAUAUAGUAUUUUUAUUAGCAAGCAAAAAAUAACAAAAAAUUAUGAGAAACCAUCUCAUAAUUUUCCAGACUUUCUAGAUGAAACCCUUUAUCACCAAUAUAGGAAGUACCGAUCUAUUUAUUAAGUGUAAAUUUUUAUUGGAAUGUAUAAUCAAUUUGUACGAGGUAUGUUCUCAUUGUUUUCAACUGAAGCAGCCGAAGUGCUUCUUUCAUCUGAUUGGUUGAACAUUCUUUUACAUCAAAUAUGAUUUGAUGUGUCCCAGCUCUACUGAAACGUCUCCUUGACUCAACAUGUUUUUAUCUAAAUGAAACUGUCAACUCUGUGGAGAGAAGUUUCGGCUUUCCAAUGGCUGAAGGUUGGGUGUCAACAUGGUGCCAACAAUCAAACAUAAUGGCACAUCCAGAACAGCUUGUGAGUUUAACAUUGAUCAAUUUUGAAAAAUUAAGAGCCAGCUUCUCUUACUUCAUAAACAUUGAUAUGUCCAAAACACAGAAACAGGUGCAGGUAAAGUAUGGUGUAAAAGAAAUAGAAAAAUAUUUGUUGAUUGUAAAACUUGAUUUUUAUCCUGAAUUGAUAGACAUGCUCUGAAUGUUCAGUGUCUAUGACAGAUUUACUGACUCGGAUCAUGCAUGUUAUUGUGUCGAAAUUGAAUAGAUUGAUGCUCAUGAUGUCACUCACAGGAUUGUCUGGUCCAGACCAUGGUAAAGCUGGAAUACUGCCAGUGUGGCCGGAGACACAAACUCAGUGAAACCACUCAUUGCAGUUCUACCUGCCUGAUUUGUUUCGAAAAUUGAUAAAAUCCAACAUAUAAUUGGUCUUGUGCAAACUACAGAGUUUAAUGUUCACUAUGAAAACAUCAGUUGAGCAAGGGUAGUUUCAUGUAGGGUUACAAGCAAUGGUCAGUGACAUCAGGCGCUAUAAACUGACGUACACCUUUAAACUGCUGUUUAUGGAAUUGUUUUUUAUAUCACAAAAUUGAGUUUGUAUAUAUGUAAAUACAAGUGUACAUGUGCUGUUAUUUAUGGAGUGAGUGAAUUAGAUAUCAUCUGAAGUCAUUUCCGUCAGUAUUGUACAAACUGGGGUUCAGUACACUCUAAUGUAUUUGUCUUGUGUUGAGAAUUCACAAUCUGUGGUAAGCCAUGCUGUUUCUUGUGGUUUCAUAGUGAAUCUCAAGGGUAUGGUACUUGUGACCUGAUUGUGAUCCUAAAGGGUGGUGUCUUGGAUCCUGUGUUGUAUCAGCUGUGAAUAUACACACUAGCUGAAUCAAUAUGCUUUCCUUACUAAACAUGAACCCAGCAUCUUCAUGUAAGGCUUUCGUUUAUCUUACACGGAUAAAACAGUGAAAUAUUGGGCACAAAGAAAUCUUGCAAAAUAAUGUUAACUGCACUGUGUACUUAAAAAACAACUUCCCAUUUAAACAGAAUUAUGGAAAUGGUUCAGAAUAUGAAAAUUGUUAAAAUGAAUCUAAGUCACAGUUAGAGUUUUUUUUGUUAUUUUGGGUAAUUAUGUCUCACUAUUCGAGGUUGUUUCUCCUUUCUUUCAACAGAAUUAUUAUAAGACAGUAUUUUGAAAAUAUGAGGACCUCUGUAAGUUGAAGCAAGAAUAAUGUUGAUGGCAUCUCCGUAUCACAGCCUAGAGAUGUUGUUUUGUAGUGAAGUAGAUACAGUUAAAAGUCAGAUGGCAAACAGCAAUAAUGUCAGUUUGCAAACUAAACAUAUUUAAGAUUUUUAAAUAUUAGGUCUGACUGAAACAGCCAACAAGUGAACUGCAUCAGUUGUAACAAUGUGUUUGCUGUACCCAGCGACUUCUUAAUCCCUCCAAAUAUUGUGCUGACUCGUGACUUUCCACGACGUGUUGUCCGCAAGUUGCCAUGAUUAAUGCUUCUUGUUCUAACUAACAUUACAUGUUGUGAUGUGAACAACGUCUCGGAGCGGUCAACAGCGUCUCGCCAACAACAGCACAAACAACAGUAACAGCAGCAGCAGCAGCAGCAGCAGCUAAUCCGUCGACCGAACAAAGGCAGCUACGUUCAUGACCAAAGUUGUGAACCAUUGUCCCAUCAUUCGAUACCUAGUAUCAAACCACAAAUUGUGUUUUAUCCAUCAUGAGAAACAAGGGGAGUUAUAAACUUCAUUCAUAUUUUGUAUUUUUGAUGAUAGAAAAAAUCUGGGCGAGAUUUUUCAUAAAUGUCCAAAUUACACCCACUUUGUCUUGUACUGCGAUAACCAGGGAUCCAUGUUGACUGGCGCUCUGAAUGCUGCACCGUAACAUCGCGUGUCAUGCUCGUCAUCUCCAACAUGUAAUUGUAGCACGUGUCCCACAAUGCAAUGCUGAUUGUCCAGACUGUCUCGACCUUGGCAGCAUGUUGCUUUGAAAUGUUGAUGGCCUAGCCAAAAUCUGCUUUAUCUGUCUUGUGAUGUACAGUGUAGGAGACACCAUAACGAUAUUGAUUGAGUCUUUCGUAACUUCUGUAAAUUUGUUACUUGAUGAAUACUUACAAAGAAUUGAUUUCAAAAUGGAAAUAUUAUUUAUUGUGUGAGAUUAAUUUUGACAAUGGCAAAUGUAUGUAUUGAAAGUAACAAUCUUCAAAUUGUCCUUAAAAAUGUAUACAUGUAAUACAGUAGGAAUCAGUGUAUGUGUUGGUAAAAUUUCUUAAAGGAAUGGAUAUAAUGUUUAUGAUAUCAGCAUUGUAUAUAUCUUGUAAUAAUUAUGUUACAAGGAAACUGUAAUUUGAUUUUGAAGUCCAUCUUGCUAGCUUCCAUAGUGUCCCAUGUCAUAUGUCUUGUGAUUGGCAGUUAAUGUUUCAUGUUAAGUUAUUCUGUUGUCCUCAUCAGCGAUGUUGAAGCGAGCGUGUAUCAAUGUGUGUGUGUACUUAAUGCCUCAUCAGGUUAGUUACAUUUUGGUGAUAUAAUUUCAACAGAGAGUUGAAACUGCACGUCUUCAUCAAAAUGAAACAAUAAAAAUGUGAAGAUUA
Molecule: messenger RNA, 8958 nt
Organism: Haliotis rubra (blacklip abalone)
Lineage: Eukaryota; Metazoa; Mollusca; Gastropoda; Lepetellida; Haliotidae
Product: protein jagged-1-like
Exons: 23
Coding region: 677-4342 (1221 amino acids)
Biological process (GO): cell communication; establishment or maintenance of epithelial cell apical/basal polarity; multicellular organism development
Cellular component (GO): protein-containing complex; plasma membrane
Molecular function (GO): calcium ion binding; Notch binding
Source: RefSeq, a predicted model, not a curated record